Pollicipes pollicipes is the source of this 5577-nucleotide messenger RNA. RefSeq names its product ATP-binding cassette sub-family A member 2. Gene Ontology annotation, cellular component: intracellular membrane-bounded organelle; membrane. Gene Ontology annotation, biological process: lipid transport; transmembrane transport. The transcript is spliced from 38 exons. NCBI's taxonomy places the organism in Eukaryota, Metazoa, Arthropoda, Thecostraca, Pollicipedomorpha, Pollicipedidae. The record is from RefSeq and is a predicted model, not a curated record. Bases 174 to 5447 code for a protein of 1757 amino acids. Gene Ontology annotation, molecular function: lipid carrier activity; ABC-type transporter activity; ATP binding.
GGCACCGGCAGCCGCCGCAACCACUGCCGGAGACUAGCUACGUGGCGCGUGCCCUGCCCUCUGCUGGUCUGAUACCCGUAUUAGAAUCUCUCUUCUGCACCACUGGAGGACAGCCAGAUGGAUUCGGCUUCAACACAUACCCUAAUUCAUCCACACGGGCCGUGCUCGAGUUUAUGGAGGAUGCGGCCGGCCGGUGGCCGCCGACGGGGCCGGCCGGGGCACCGGCCUCCCCUCCGGCAGACGUCUGCGACGACGCACUCGGACCCAGACAGAACCGGACGCAGGCAGCCAGCGCCAUUCUGCUCUGGGUGGCCGUUCAGGAGCUGGUCUGCGGGCAGACGCCCGACCUGCCGCCGCAGAUGAACACUACGGCGGAUUUCGUGGAGUACCUCGGCUUGGACGACAGUCACAAAGGACGGCUAGCGAUCCUGUUCCACAUGCUGUCUCGAAACCCUCGCGUGCUGUUCUCGCCCAACACCACCCAGGCGUGGCGGAUCGUCGCCAAGGUGAACGAGACGGUGGAGUACCUGGACGGGCUGACGAAGCUGGCCCGGCAGAUCCUGAGCCUGCCCCAACCGCUGCCGGACACGCUGCCGGUCCCAGGCUGGCAGGUGACGCUGGUCUCCUGCGCCUGGCUCGAGCUGAUGGCCGGCGCCCAGCUGGACCUGUUCCGGCCGUACCCCACGGAGGCAGCGGCCGUCGACUACUUCCUGGACGGCGCCGCCGCCGACAACGUCUCGGUGCUGGCCGUGCUGGCGCUGGACCUGCCAUCUGACGGCCGCCUGCCGAACCACCUGAUCUACAAGAUUCGCCAGAACGCGACGUUGGUGGCCAACACGGUGUUGGUGCGCGACCGGGCCUGGCUGCCGGGCCCGCGCAACUGGGACUACAACUACUAUGAGUUCGGCUUCUCCUGGCUCCAGGACCUGGUGGAGCGGGCGGUGGCGGCGCUGCACGCCGGCCGGACGGUGCUGGAGCCGGCCAGUGCCAUCCACGAGAUGCCCUACCCGUGCUACGUGCAGGACCGGUUCCUCUUCGACCUGGAGACGGUGGUGCCGCUGUGCUUGACUCUCGGCUGGGUGUGCGGCGUGGCGCUGCAGGUGCAGCAGCUGGUGCAGGAGCGUGACGAUCGGCUGCGAGAGGUGAUGCUGACCCUGGGCGUCAGCCUGCCGGCCAUCCGAGCCUCGUGGGUGCUGACCUCGCUGCUGCUGACCACGCCGUCGGCGGUGGCGGCCGCGCUGGUGCUCUGCUACGGCGGCAUCCUCCGCUACAGUUCGGUCUCACUCGUGCUCUGCCUGCUGCUGCUGUUCGUCAUCGACAACACCGCGCUGGCGCACCUGCUGAGCGCGCUCUCCAUGGGCCGGGCGCGCACGGCAGCCUCAUCAUCGGUGAUUCUCUACUUCCUGACGUAUGUGCCGUACGUGUACGUGUCGGUGGUGGAGAACACGGCCAUGCUGCCAGUCUCAUCGCCCGUCAAAGUGCUGACGUGUCUGAUGUCGCCAUCUGCGUUCAACCUGGCCUUCAAGUACAUCGGGUUCUACGAGCAGCAGGGCACGGGCGUGGACUGGAGUUCGUGGACCGUCUCGCCGGUGGAGAACGACAGCUUCAACAUGGCCAUCACCAUGCUCAUCAUGCUGCUGGACCCACUGCUGUACGCCGUCCUCGUCUGGUACAUCGAGAACGUUUUCCCAGGUGACGUGGGCGUGCCACAGCCCUGGUACUUCCUCCUCUCGCCUGGCUACUGGCGGCCGACACCGACCAAGCCUGGCAGCGGCGAGUGGGACACCGCCGACGCCGACGGCGGUCUGCUGAACGAGCCGGAGCCGACGAAGCUGCCGCUGGCUGUGGAGCUGUGCGCCCUCACCAAGCGGUUCCCUGGCCAGCGGCGGCCGGCCGUGGACCGGCUCAGUCUGCGCCUGUAUGAGGGUCAGGUUACGGCCCUGCUCGGUCACAACGGCGCCGGCAAGACCACCACGCUCUCGAUCCUGUCGGGCCUGCUGCCCGCCUGCUCCGGCUCCGUCUCCGUGUACGGCUGCGACACGCGUCGCCGGCUGGCGGCCGCGCGCCGCUCGCUCGGCUUCUGCCCGCAGCAGGACGUGCUGUUCGACGGCCUGACGCCGGCCGAGCACGUCUGGUUCUACGGCCGCAUGCGCGGCGCCGGCCACCGAGAGGCGCUCCUGCAGGCCUUCAGCGUCCUGGCCGACGUGAACCUGCUGCCGAAGCGAGACUGCGACGUGCGCCUGCUCUCCGGUGGCCAGCGCCGCAAGCUCUCGGUGGCGAUCGCCUUCCUAGGUGGCAGCAGAUGCAUCGUGCUGGACGAGCCGACGGCCGGCGUCGACCCGCACUCGCGGCGCGCCAUCUGGAGUUUGAUCGCCAAGUACAAGCCAGGUCGGACGAUCUUGUUCUGCACGCACCACAUGGAGGAGGCGGACGUGCUGGGGAAUCGGAUUGCCAUCCUGUCGGCGGGCAAGGUCAAGUGUGUCGGCUCUCCGAUGUUCCUGCGUCGCCAGCUGGGCGCCGGGUACCACUUGCACGUGGUGCGGACGGCGGCGGACCCGUCUGAGGACGGUCAGGCCAGCGGCGGCGGUCUGGGCGGCGUGACCAGCCUCCUGCAAGCGCACGUGCCGUCGGCGCAGCUGCUCGGCUCUUCGGCGCACGAGCUACACUUCUUCCUCCCGGUGGCCGAGCUGACGGCCGGCGUGCUGCCGCGCCUGCUGGAGGCGCUGCAGCAGCGCAGGGAGGAGCUGGCCGUCGCCAGCUUUGGCCUGCAGACCACCUCCAUGGAGGAGGUGUUUAUGCGCGUCACCAGAAACGGCCAGGACGAUUGCCCCGUCCCGACCCCGACCUCGGACACGCACUCCGAGCUGGCCGACGUCGUGCUGCUGCCGGCCAUCUUCACGUUCCUGGCUAUGUCGCUGGCGGUGGUGACACCCAACGUCUCGGACAAGCCGCCGCUGGUGAUGGCGCCCACGCAGUACUUCAACUACACCUCGCCGCAAGAGAACGUCGUGCCGGUAGCCAACAACUGGCUGGACGUCCUGAACCCAGGGUUCAGCCGGGAUGCGCCGUCACCGGCGGUGGAGGCCACCCUGGAGCUGGCCUCCGGCCUGGGCGCCACCUGCGUGCGGCGGGACCCACACAACGCCAGCGCCGGCUUCGACCCGCUCUGCGACACCGUCAGACACCGGGCGUGCUCGUGCCGGCCGGACGGGGCGGGCCAGGCGUGCGCGCCGGGCGGUUAUCGUCUGCCGCUCUCCCGGUCCGUGGUCACUGGCGACCUGCUGCAGAACGUCAGCGGUCAGCCGGAGAGCGAGUUCUACCGCGCCACCACCGACAUCUACAGGCUGCGCCGGUACGGCGGCCUCAGCCUGGGCCUGGUGCACGCGGCCACGCCGCCCGAGUUUGGCCGGCAUCUGUCGCCGGCCGCCCGCCGCACCGCCGUUCGUCGCCGGGCCAAGGCCUGGUUCAACCACAAGGGCCUGCACGCCGUGCCCGCCUACGUCAACGCGCUCAACAACGCCGUGCUGCGGGCUAACCUGCCGCCGGCCGCCGGGGACCCGGCCGCCUACGGGGUGACGUGUGUGAACCACCCGCUGCCCCGGACCGGCGCAUUCACACUGGAGGAGGAGAUCCGCCAGGGCACCGACAUUCUGAUCGCGCUGUUCGUGCUGGUGGCGCUGAGCUUCGUCAACUGCAGCGUGCCGUCGGCCGCCUGCCUGCUGAUUAUAGCGGCCUUCAACGAUCCGGCCUACACGUCCGGUUCGAACCUGGCGGCCGUCACGCUGCUCGUCUUCUUCUACGGCGUGAGCAGCGUGUUCUCGUUGACGCGCUCGUCUCCGGCGAUGAAGCAGACGCGGCCGGUGCAGUUGGUGGCCGGCUGGGGUAUCUCGCGCGGCAGCAGGUUGCCGGCGCUCGUCUUCAACAGGCCGGCCUUGAAGGCCCGCAGCUCGUGGGCCUUCUCGUCCGUGGUGCCGUACACCUGCGAGCAGUCCAUCCAGCCGCACUCGAUCGGCGACAGUUUGCCGUCGGGUCCCUCGCGCUGGAAGAUGGGCGAGAUGGACAGGUCGUGGUCCAUGAACUGGCCGAAAGUCACCACGGACAUGGUGAAGAUCGGCGCCGGGUGGUCGAUGACGCCUCUGAUGUACCCGGCGUCGUUCCUGUUCCGCGAGCCGGGCUCGGCCUACAUCGCCGUGGUUAUGUUCAACCUGUUCCUGGGCGCCGCCGCGCUGCUCACCACCUCCUUGUUCGAGAGUAUCGAGGACCAGCAGGCGGUCAAUGCGAUGAAGUCCGUCUUCCUGGUGCUGCCGAACUACUGUCUAGGUCGUGGCCUGCUCGAGAUUGCCUACAAUCAAUACCAUAACGACUUCCUGGUGAAGACAGCUCGACCGCUGACCAAGGUGUACCGCGGCGCCGGCACAGCCGUGGACCAGCUCUGCUUCGGCGUCGCCCCGGGCGAGUGUUUCGGGCUGCUGGGCGUCAACGGCGCGGGAAAAACGUCCACCUUCCGUAUGCUGACGGGUGACAAGUCGGUGACGUCUGGCGACGCAUUGGUUAAGCUACAGUGCGGCGAUCACUCGCGAGAUGUCAGCCUUCGCCAGGAGCUGGACACGGCGCUGAGCGAGAUGGGCUACUGUCCGCAGCACGACGCGCUCCAUGGAGAGAUGACCGUCUCUGAACACCUCACCGUCUACGCCAUGAUCCGCGGCGUGCCCCCAGCCCGGCUGCGGUUGGAGGUGGACCGCCUGCUCCGGCAGCUGGGCCUGGUCGUGUACGCCCGGCGGCCGGCCGCCGUCCUCAGCGGCGGCAACAAGCGCAAGCUGUCCACGGCCCUGGCUCUGGUGGGCGCGCCGCGGCUGGUGCUGCUGGACGAGCCGACCACGGGCAUGGACCCGGCGUCGCGUCGCUACCUCUGGGAGCUGGUGCGCCGGCUGGUGGCGGCCGGCCGCUCCGUGCUGCUCACCUCCCACAGCAUGGAGGAGUGUGAGGCCCUCUGUACCCGGCUGGCCGUCAUGGUGAACGGCCGACUGCGCUGCCUCGGCAGUCCGCAGCACCUGCGCAACAGGUUCGGCGACGGCUACACGGUCACGAUCCGCAGCGGCGAGGCUGACCCGGACGCCGUCGACCGGCGCGUCAAGGCCUGUCUGCCGUUCUCGCGGCUCAAGGAGUGCCAUCUGAACGUGUGGACGUACGAGCUGGGCUCUGACGCGGCGCCACUCGGCGAGGUGCUGCGCCGGCUGGAGCGGCUGGCCGCCCAGCUGCGCAUUGACGACUACUACGUCUCGCAGAACACGCUCGACAGCGUGUUCGUCAGUCUGGCCCGACACCAGAGCGAGUGUCCAGGCCCGGAGGAGAGGCUGGUGGCGCCCGGUGAGCCUCUCGAUGACCGGGUCGUCUGCAAAGACCUCGAGCCGCCGCCCGCCCCGAGACUGCUGACAGUCCGACUGUGACGUCACAAGGGCUCCGGGAAGGUCUUUGGGUGACGUCACUGGAUAAGAAGACGGACAAACGUCAACCAGCGGUCUGAGACCGUUUGUUGGGUCGCCGAGCAGCCAGUCUAUGGCGCCACAAUGCAGUGGC